GCCCGCGCCAUGUAGCCGGCUUCCACCCGGCUCCGACUGGCACCUCCCGGUCUGUGACAUCCGGUGAUCUCAUGUUUGAACUGCCGUAACCUAUGAUAAUAGGUCAUGUAAAGAAAGUCUACACCUGUAAAUUUGCAUUUCACUACUUGGGAUAGACAGUAAGUAUGGUUCAAUAUGAGAUUUUCUUUGGAUUGAAAGGAAGGUCCUUUCAAUUGCGUCAAGCUGUACAGUAUCACAAAACGGGAUUCAAAUCUAAGCAGACUGGCAAAAUAACGAUAGCCUGAUGAGAUUCUCUCAUGAGAUUUUUGUCUGCAUGUUCGAGUCUGGAAUUAGACUUAGUCAGCGUCCAAGGGUUCAUUCUUACACGCAAGACUGAAUGCUUUCCACAAGUAAGCUUCCAUGAAUAGGUACGUAGGUUAUGCUUUCCAGUUGACCUGAGAAUUUUCGAAUUCGAAUCUAGCAGCAUUCCUAUCACUGAGUAGGAUUGUAACCUACAAUAAUCAUAUCAGGACAUGAGAUGCAGCUAAUAACUAGACCCUCCAUCUCAUCACCAGAGUGAGAUAUGUUCUCAGCACGCCGAGUGACUCUUCGGCGAUCCAGCGGGGGUUGCCGGCCGGCCACAGCGCUGACCCCACCCUAACUUUGACGGUCGCGGGGAGCUGUGGCGCUAGCUUCUACAAACAUCAGCUAAAGAAAGACCCCGCCACUUUUGUCAAUUUCAUCAUCAUUCUCAAUUCUCAACUGUUGCGACAAAACUAUCCCCCUUCCCACGCCCAAAGAAGUCCCACCACAGUUCUAUAAACCAAUUCUUCCUCAACAAAGACACAUCCAAAGAAGAGACAUCGAGCUCUCACCAUGUCUCUGGCGCAGCUCUCUCGCCUGCUGCCCCUCCCUGAGGACGAGCUGAAGCAGAUGCUCGACUACGCAAACACGCUGUCGAAAUCCGAAGCCGCAAACCACUUCAACGACCUACUGGGCGACUCACCGCAGGCCGUCGAGUUCAUUUCCUCGUUUAAUUCACGACGACAAGAGAAGAAGACCCCAAGCCCAGCGCCGCAAACCAGUUCGAUCAGCUCAAGUACCCCGGAGCCUGCUCCAAAGACGUCGCGGGGACCCAAGAAGAAGAAGGCAAACAUACACACACCGGCCGCAAGACAAAUCGACGCUGCACCUCCCCCGGGAGCAAGCUACAAUAAGAAGUCACAGGAGGAUGAGUGGUACGGAGGGAAGAAGCCAGCUCCGGCGGCGGAGAGCAGCGGCAGCAACAGCAUUAGCACUGCCUUCCCGCAACUUGGGGCCCCGUCGUCGGGUUCUAAGCAACCACCAAAGAGUGCUACUCCUCCCCCGCAGCAGCAAAGAACGGCCGGAGGCUAUCUGAUAUCCGACGUCAAGGCCAAGCCCAAGUCGAACCCUGUAUCACGAUCCUCUACCCCCAAGCCCACGACGAAACCUACAAAGAUAUCGAUUGCCGGAGGUACGCCAAUGGCGGGUGCAUCAACGGCCCUCAACGAUCUAGACGCGGCCAUCCGGACCUUGGAGUUAACGACAAACCCAACAAUGGGCGAUGACCCGAAAACGAGGAGGUGCAAUUGCGUGGCCACCCGGCACCCACUGCAGACGGCAGCACCCAACUGCCAGUCGUGCGGCAAGGUCAUUUGCGUCAAGGAGGGCCUUGGGCCAUGCACAUUCUGCGGCACGCCUCUGCUGUCGUCGGAGGACGUACAAGGGAUGAUUAGGGAGCUCAAGGCCGAGCGAGGAAAGGAGCGCAUGGCUGUGGAUAGAGAUGCUCACAAGCGUGCCGAGGUCAGCAAGAAGCCGGUGCCGUUCAGCCAGAAUAAGAUGUCCGAGGCGGAGGCCAAGGCCAAGGAGCACCGGGACAAGCUUUUGAACUUUCAAGCGCAGAACGCGCGGCGAACGACGGUCAGAGACGAGGCGGCAGACUUUGAUGUCAGCGGGGCCAUGGCCGGCAGCGGAGGCAAUAUCUGGUCGACGCCCGAGGAGCGGGCCAGGGAGCUCAAGAGGCAGCAAAAGAUUCUCCGCGAGAUCGAGUGGAACGCGAAGCCCGAGUAUGAGAAGCGACGGCAGGUUGUCAGCAUUGACGUGGUGGGUGGCAAGGUAGUCAGGAAGAUGGCGGCUGUGGAGCGGCCGACAACGCCGGACGAAGAGGAUAUUGUUAUGGACGAAGUUGAAGACGAGAACUACAGCCUCACCAGUCAACGGCAGGGUGGACAGGGUGGUGCUGGCGGCGGCGGAGCCUUUAGCCAGAACCCUUUACUGGGAGGACUGAUCAAACCGGUGUGGGAUGCCAAGGGAAAGGGAGCGCAGCUGGAGGGCCGCAAGGACAGAAAGACGCAGUGGAGGAGGGUGCAGGAUGACUUUGGGGACAACGAAGCGGUGAUUUUGGAUGGCGGGGCGCAUGGAUACUCGGCUACGGGUGACGAGCCAGCGUGCGGUUGAGUUCACGGUUCAAUGACUUGUCGUGUAUUGGAGUGGAGAGUACGGAGUAUUAGAGGACCCUCAACAUGUGGUCAACUGGAUGAUUGGGUUAGAGUCUCUUAUAGAUGAGACAUGAACACAUAAGUAAGCAUUCCUCGGGGAGUUGGUGGUUUUGGACAAAGCAUUGUGUAGCGGUGACGGAGGUAGACUCGGGUGUUUGCAUGUAAGGCAUGAUUGGGGGUCAUCUUAUAUGAGACUUAGACUACGGAUACCUUGGUAUAUCUACCUUAUUCAAAGAUGGAGAUGCGUAUGCUCGGUUCACAUUUGGGCUUGGGCAGCAAUACUUGAUCUUCAGGGGUAUCCGUUCGGUGGCCCAAUCACAGACAAUGAAGAGGCCUGGAACAGCAGGUCGGUCUUUGAAGAAGAGCAAACAUUGUGUACGGAGUACCUAAAGGAUGGAUGCAGAUAUUCAGGGAAGUGUGGUGGUGAGGUACCCGGAUGGAGAGGGACGGGAGGACCUGAGGUGGUGGUGGUGAUGGUGGAAGGUACUUUGGUACAACGUCAUGUGACUUCGUGUCUUUGACCUGCUGAGUCAGGCCGAGCGGGAAGCCGGGCGUGUCGCAGUCGCUCGAUUUUUGCCGCCACCGCUGUCCAUGUCGCCUCGGCCGGGGUGUCUCUUUGUUCUGGCAGGAGCGGCCUCGACUGGCAC
Molecule: messenger RNA, 3145 nt
Organism: Colletotrichum scovillei
Lineage: Eukaryota; Fungi; Ascomycota; Sordariomycetes; Glomerellales; Glomerellaceae
Exons: 1
Coding region: 856-2457 (533 amino acids)
Biological process (GO): regulation of DNA-templated transcription
Cellular component (GO): nucleus
Molecular function (GO): zinc ion binding
Source: RefSeq, a predicted model, not a curated record